This is a messenger RNA of Larimichthys crocea (large yellow croaker), 2535 nucleotides long. Its product is annotated as macrophage mannose receptor 1-like. The record is from RefSeq and is a predicted model, not a curated record. The transcript has 6 exons. NCBI's taxonomy places the organism in Eukaryota, Metazoa, Chordata, Actinopteri, Sciaenidae. The coding region runs from base 1024 to 2046 and encodes 340 amino acids.
AUCGUUGUAUUUUUGACAGUUUUGGCCCGCGGGCCGCUAAUUGCCGGCCCCUGGUCUACAUUAAUCUUUGAGAAAUGGAGCCACACCCGCGAGCGCUUUCAGUCUGCCAUGCUGCUCGCUGUGAUCGUCGAGCGUCCACUGACGUAAUCACGCUCUUCUGCGUCCACCUCUGCGUUCGACCUCCGCUCUAACUGACGCACACAAGACGCGACGUGAAGGUGCGUUCAGGUACCAAAAUGUGGUACCGAUUGACUUCACGUGAAUCGAUACUCACUACUUCAGGGGGAAUUCAGUCAGUACCAAUAAAAGUACCGAAUUCGGUACCCAUCCCUAGUCCAGGGUGUACCCCGCCUCUCCUAUCCUCUGUCAUGAUGAGGAUAGGCUGCAGCCGCCCCGCGACCGCCACGUCUUACACACUGGACCUUUAAGAACCUUUUGAGCUUCUUUUAACAUUGAACGUUCAGUUUAUUGUUUAUCAUGAAUGUAUUUACAACCACGUCCCAAAAAGUUGUCAUGCUGUGUUAAAUGUGAAAAGAAACAAAAUGUAAAAACAUUGAAACUCCAUAUUUAACUAAAAAUAACAUAAAGACAACUCAUCAAAUGUUGACACUGGGAAAUUGGAUUGUUUUUGUAGUUAUAUAUUUGACUUAUGCUGCAGAGACAUAAAACACUAUAAGACUGAAUGUAAGAUGAUAUAAAAUAGAUUCUCACAUUUUGUGAAUCAGGCCACAGCGCACAGGGUUACACUGAACUUUAGGGUCCCCCACCUCCCAAAUCUGACUUUAACCCCUGAAUAUAUCACCGGCUGCAAAUAACAAACCAUCAUUCACUGCAGGAGGAGUCAAACAAAUAUGUAAGCAUGUCUGACGCAAACAAGCCUUGGAAAAAUGAAAAUAAAAUGAUUUGCCUAAUAUGAAAAUUACUGUUCUGAAUAGGUCAGACGACACAGAGGUCGUCUUUAACCUGAUCAUAUAUUUCAACUGUCACGAGUCUGAAGUCACAGAAUAGAGAGCGCCAACGAAGAUGGACGUACUUCUUCUGCUCAUCGUGGCAGCAUCAGGGCUGUGUGCUGUCUCAUCACAUGCUGGACGUCAGUACCAUUUUGUUUAUGAGCUGAAGACCUGGACUGAAGCUCGGAGUUACUGCAGAGAGAAAUACACAGACCUGGCUACGAUAGACAACAUGGAGGACAUGAACACCCUGAACAGCAUGGUAGAUCUGAGCAAGAUGGCCGACAUUGAAUACAAGCACCGUGCAUGGAUAGGGCUGUACGAUGACCUGGACAGCUGGAGGUGGUCACUGUCGAACAAAGGUUUCUACAAACAAGGGGAGACUGAGUUCAGACGAUGGGCUGAGGGAGAACCAAACAAUAAGGACAGUACAGAACACUGCACAGUCAUGGUUCAAACUGGACUUUGGGCGGACGUCCCAUGUGAAUCGACCUCUGAGAUGGUGUGCAUGGAUGUCAAAGGAUCGGAUGUGACAUUUGUCCUCAUCAACAAAACCAUGACGUGGACUGAGGCCCAGAACUACUGCAGAACAAACUACACAGACCUGGCCAGUGUGAGAAACAUGACAGAGAACCAGAAGAUACAAGACCUGAAGGGUACGGAAGACAAAGUCUGGAUCGGCCUUUUCAGAGACUUCUGGAAGUGGUCGGAUGGAAGUAACUCUUCAUUUAGGUACUGGAAAGUAUGGGAACCUGAUAACAAACGUUACACAGAGGCUUGUGUGGCAGUAAACUUUGGCCUCUCUGGGAAAUGGGAGGACUGGAAAUAUAACUGGAAGAAGGAAUUCAUUUGCUACAGUCCACCGUCUACAACAAAACGAGUGAUCAAACUGCGUGUGUUGAAGAAGACCUCCGGUCAGGAUUUGAAUGACCCUGCUGUGAACGAGCAAAUGUUAGAGCAGCUCAGACAGAGGCUGAAGGACCACGGCGUGAAUCCAGACGAUGUCAAACUGAGCUGGAGGAAGCAGGCGGAUGGAAAGGUCUUCCACAAGGUGGAGAAGAAGACCGAGAAGAAGACAAAGAAGACUGAGCUCUAAUGUUGAAUCAGCUGCGUCUGUUUUCCUCAAAGUCCUCGUGUAACAGAUCAGAACAGAUCAUGAACAAUUAGUCACAACUGUUUGAAAAAUCACUUAUUCCUUUUAGUGAUUUUUCAAACAAUAUUUGCUGGUUCCAGCUUCUCAGAUGUGAUGAUCUGAAGCUUUUCUUUGUUAUAUAUGAUCAUCAGCUUCAUAUCUUUGGCUGUUAGAUUUGAAUUCAUCUCCUUUUUUUCUGACAUUUUAUAGAUGAAUUAAUAAUCAAAUGAAAAAAUUGGCAGAUUAAUUGAUAAUGAUAUUAACAUCCGGUGCAGCCCUAAAUCAGAACAUCUCCAAACGAGAUAUAAAUCGUUAUUAUGUCACCUGUGACAAUUUCAAGCAAAUUCCUUAAAGAAACUCUAAAAUAAGAUACAAUAAGAUGAAAUAGAUACUUAAAGAUUGAUCCAUCAGAAUCAGAAUCAGAAGUACUUUAUUAAUCCCCGCAGGGAAAUA